AUGGAGCACCCUCCGAACAGCGGUGACGACCCCGAUGCGUGGAGGAUGAUACGCUUGUACGAUGACGGCAAGGAGAGCUUCUGGGGUGAGGCGAGCUUCCCGCUCAAGCCCGGCGGCACGUACGAUUUUCCGUGGCACAACGCGCCGCGGCGGCAAAUCAUCGUCUGCCUCAACUCCAAGACCGAGGUCACAACCGGGCGCGGCGAGAAGCGCACAUUUGGCACUGGCGAUUGCGUGCUAGCGGAGGACACGCAGGGGCAGGGCCACUGCACCAGAUGUACGGAUGGGGAGGGCCGCUGGAGCAUCUUCCUCUCGCUCCCGGACGAGGAUGAUGCCGUCGUGCGGCUCCCAGACCGCCGCGUCGCGUGUGCGUUUGUGCUCGGCGUCACUGUGGGCUCGCUCGCGGCCGCCACCGCACUCGGCCGCCACCGAGGCUGA
Emiliania huxleyi CCMP1516 is the source of this 438-nucleotide messenger RNA. RefSeq lists its product as hypothetical. The transcript is spliced from 2 exons. The record is from RefSeq and is a predicted model, not a curated record. NCBI's taxonomy places the organism in Eukaryota, Haptophyta, Isochrysidales, Noelaerhabdaceae. The coding region runs from base 1 to 438 and encodes 145 amino acids.